AGCUAGUAUAAAUUUAGCCUUUUCUACCACAGAAGAAGAGGCAAAACAGUUAAACAGGAAUUGCAGAGCUUAGGUUUUUUUUUUCCGACUGAGUUUGGAGUAACUUGCAACAUCCGUGAUCUUACAAAAGCUCCAAGGCAAAAUGGGUAUUCCAAAGAUUUCAAAUGACACUGACUUGCUUCACCCUCCUGCUGAGCUUGAGAAGCAAAAGCACAAGCUUAAGCGUUUGGUCCCGUCACCUGAUUCUACUUUUCUGGAUGUCAAAUGCCAAGGCUGCUUCCAAAUAACAACAAUUUUCAGCCACUCGCAAACCGUGGUUACAUGCCCCAAUUGCCAGCAAGUGUUAAGCCAGCCAACUGGUGGGCGUGUAAAACUCACUGAAGGAUGCUCUUUUAGGGUUAAAGAGAAGGCUAUGAAGGUCUUGGGUCGAUAAUUGCUAGAGGGGGGGGGGGGGGUCUCGCUUUUGAGCUAUGAUAUAUUUUAAACUAGGUUUUUAAAGAAUGACUUGUUCAUGAGAACUUUUCCUUUGCUCAGUACUUCUUUGAUGACGUUCUGAUUAUAAUACUGUCCAUCUUAGUACUCUUGCCGCCUUUUGAAGUAAUUAAUCUUCUACACCUUGCUCUUGAUUUUAUCCUUUUUUAAAGUACUCCAUGUUUGAACAUUCAUGUGUUGGUUUUGAUGUUUAAUGCUAGAACUGCAUCUUGUUCUGAUUUAGCUGAAAUGCAUUGUUCUCAGUUCCAUUG
Molecule: messenger RNA, 743 nt
Organism: Solanum dulcamara
Lineage: Eukaryota; Viridiplantae; Streptophyta; Magnoliopsida; Solanales; Solanaceae
Product: 40S ribosomal protein S27-2-like
Exons: 5
Coding region: 143-433 (96 amino acids)
Biological process (GO): ribosomal small subunit assembly; translation
Cellular component (GO): cytosolic small ribosomal subunit; ribosome
Molecular function (GO): structural constituent of ribosome; RNA binding
Source: RefSeq, a predicted model, not a curated record